GGCACAACAUGGAGCGGGCGCCAGCGUUCCUGAGCGCGGCCGAGGUGCAGGAGCACCUCCGCAGCUCCAGCCUCCUCAUCCCGCCUCUGGAAGCGGCACUGGCCAACUUCUCCAGCGGCCCCGACGGAGGGGUGAUGCAGCCGGUGCGCACCGUGGUGCCAGUGGCCAAACACAGGGGCUUCCUGGGGGUCAUGCCAGCCUACAGCGCAGCAGAGGAUGCUCUGACCACUAAGCUGGUCACCUUCUACGAGGGACACAGCACCACUUCCACAGUCCCCUCCCAUCAGGCUACGGUGCUACUCUUUGAACCAAGCAAUGGAUCCCUGCUUGCGGUCAUGGAUGGAAAUGUCAUAACUGCGAAGAGAACAGCUGCUGUGUCUGCCAUUGCCACCAAGUUCUUGAAGCCCCCUAGCAGUGAAGUGCUGUGCAUCCUCGGGGCUGGAGUCCAGGCCUACAGCCAUUAUGAGAUCUUCAUGGAGCAGUUCUCCUUUAAGGAGGUGAGGAUAUGGAACCGCACUAAAGAAAAUGCAGAGAAGUUUGUAGACACAGUGCAAGGGGAGGUACGGCUCUGCUCCUCGGUCCAGGAGGCUGUGACAGGUGCUGAUGUGAUCAUCACUGUCACCAUGGCAACAGAGCCCAUUUUGUUUGGCAAAUGGGUGAAGCCAGGAGCCCACAUCAAUGCCAUCGGCGCCAGCAGGCCUGACUGGAGAGAACUGGACGAUGAGCUCAUGAAGCAGGCAGUGCUGUAUGUGGAUUCCCAGGAGGCUGCCCUGAAGGAGUCCGGCGAUGUCCUCUUGUCUGGGGCUGAGAUCUUCGCUGAGCUAGGAGAAGUGGUGAAGGGAGUAAAACCAGCCCACUGUGAGAAGACCACGGUGUUCAAGUCAUUGGGAAUGGCAGUGGAAGACAUGGUUGCAGCCAAACUAGUGUAUGACUCCUGGUCAUCUGCUAAGUAAAGCAAAGAACUCUGUGUCGUGGCGCAUGUACUGCAGCUCAAGGGAUGUUGCCAUUUGGUAAUCUCAUCAUUUCUAGAUCAAAUGGGGGAGUCCAGGCCCCAGUGAAUUCUAAUGUUGUGCUUAUGUCUAACCCUAAAUACUGAAAUCCUCCUCUUUGUUUGUGGCUGGAGAACAAAACUGAGUAACCAUCCCUCCAGUUAUAACAUCUCUUUUCCUUGUUCUUCACUACCCUUGGUACUUCCCUGUAAUAAAGUGUUUUUCUGAUUCU
Messenger RNA from Ochotona curzoniae (black-lipped pika), 1221 nucleotides. It is a transcript of the gene CRYM, whose product is annotated as crystallin mu. Gene Ontology annotation, biological process: thyroid hormone metabolic process. Gene Ontology annotation, cellular component: cytoplasm. The record is from RefSeq and is a predicted model, not a curated record. Lineage: Eukaryota; Metazoa; Chordata; Mammalia; Lagomorpha; Ochotonidae. The transcript has 8 exons. Gene Ontology annotation, molecular function: thyroid hormone binding. Bases 9 to 953 code for a protein of 314 amino acids.